AUGGCAUCGACUGAUACUAUCAGAAGAGUCAAUAUCCAGAGACCUGUUCAGGCUCCAGCUGCAAAAUCCUUCAUUGAACAUGCUGGAGCUUCGACCCAGGAUACUCCCGAUAAAGAUGAUAGCUCAUCGGACGAAUCCAAUGAUGACGAGCAGGAAAGCUCUAACCAGACUGGCGUUACCCAACAGCGGAGAAUACAAAAUGCAAAGUUUGAAGCUCUUCUUGCCCAGCGUGCUGAUACAGCCCCUGCCAAUGUUACCAGAGCUGUACCUUGCGACCUGCCUGAUGCCCAGCUUUCUACUGCCCAUCUAGUAGCGAAACAAGACCUCGGUAGUGGUACAUUGGACCCGAGAGAAUACCAGGUGGAACUUUUUGAGAGAGCCAAACUACAAAACACAAUUGCUGUGCUUGAUACCGGAUCUGGAAAGACUCUGAUAGCGGUGCUCCUCCUCAAGCAUACUAUUCAGAAGGAAUUGAACGACCGUGCUGAGGAAAAGCCACAUCGGAUAUCGUUUUUCCUGGUGGACAGCGUCACUCUCGCAUAUCAACAGGCCGCGGUCCUGCGCAAUAACCUGGAUCAGAAUGUCGCACAUUUCUUUGGAGCCAUGGGGACUGAUUUGUGGAACAAGCAAGUGUGGGAUGAGCACUUCCAAAAGAACAUGGUAAUCGUUUGUACGGCGGAGAUCCUGAACCAAUGCUUGCUCAAUUCGUACAUCAAGAUGAGCCAGAUAAAUCUCAUGAUUUUCGAUGAAGCGCACCAUACAAAGAAAGACCACCCCUAUGCACGAAUCAUUCGAGAUUCCUAUCUUGAAGUAACCCCUUCAAACCGCCCAAGAAUAUUCGGCAUGACAGCAUCACCGAUCGACACCAAAGGCGACAUAAUAGAGGCAGCUACGAGACUUGAGACGUUGCUCGAUAGCACGAUAGCUACAACGUCAAACCUGACGCUUCUACGGCAGGUGGUCAGACGCCCCGUAGAGAAAAUAUGGCCGUUUAACAAGCUAGAUCAACCACGUGCGACUAAGCUGUAUAAGAUCCUUGAAGAUCGUUUUGGAGAUAUGGCCUGUCUGGAGGCGAUUUUCAGAUUCGCCUGGCAAGCCAGUGCUGAGUUGGGCCCGUGGUGUUCAGAUCGAGCAUGGGCGCGUGCCUUGGCAGAUGAUGUGUUGCCAAAGCUAGAGGGAAAUGUCAACAAGGCCAUGAAUUCCGAGGCCGUGACAAAAGUACCCGAAGGGGCGUAUAAGGAGGUCCUGCGGAUUAAAGAGGCCAGUGAGAUCGUGAAAAAUCACACAUUCAACAGCCCUGAUGCUCCAGGCCAACUGAGCUCUAAAGUGCAACUACUCCGCGAGGAGCUAGGGCGGUACUUUGGACGUCAAACAGAGACCAAGUGCAUUGUUUUUACACAGAAGCGGUACACGGCCUUAAUACUAUCUGAACUCUUCGAGACGCUAAAUAUCCCUUUUCUUCGGCCUGGAGUGCUUAUUGGCGUUCGUUCUGGUGAUCUAUCGGGGAUGAACAUAACGUUUCGUCAACAAUUCCUUGCUUUGGUUAAAUUCAGGAAUGGCGAAAUCAAUUGCCUGUUCGCUACUUCUGUGGCUGAAGAGGGCCUUGAUAUUCCAGACUGUAAUUUGGUUAUCAGAUUUGAUCUAUAUAACACCCUGAUCCAGUAUGUCCAAAGCCGUGGGCGUGCGAGACACUUCAACUCGACGUAUGCGAGUAUGGUUGAGAAGAACAACCCGGAGCAUGAUGAGAGGCUACUCGAAGUUCGAGAUGCUGAAAGAAUGAUGCAAAACUUUUGUCGGACCCUUCCCGAAGAUAGGUUGCUGCACGGAAACGACCACGACUUAGAGGUAGUAUUGCAGAGAGAGGAAGGCAAUAGAUCUCUCACAGUUAAAACCACAGGUGCCAAGUUGACCUAUCACUCAGCAACCGCCAUACUUGCUCGCUAUGCUAGCUCUUUGCAAUACGAGAAGGAAUCUUCAGCGCAGGUCAUCUACGUGGUGCUUCCUUCCAACAGUGCAUAUGUCUGCGAGGUUAUCCUGCCCGAAAAAUCGCCCAUUCGAGGUGUUACCGGGGGUCCGGCAAUGAGAAAGUCCAUCGCAAAACGGUCUGCAGCAUUCGAUACUUGUCUCUUGCUUCGAAAGAACAAACUACUAGAUGAUCAUUUCAACUCGGUCUAUCAUCGCCGUCUACCAGCUAUGCGAAAUGCCAAACUUGCAAUAACCUCUAAGCGCACAAGUCAGUAUGACAUGAUCUCAAAGCCGUCGAUAUGGAGCCAGAACCGAGGCUUGCCUCCGAAAGAGCUAUACGCAACCGUUAUUAAGUUCCUGCCCUCAAAACCGUUACUGCACGACCCAAGAAGCUUGCUAUUGCUCACACGAGAGAGACUGCCAGAAUUUCCGAAGUUCCCUAUCUUCCUUGAUGAAGAUAUAGAGACGACAGUCCACACGAUACCUUUGACGGAAAAGCUUAUACUAUCGGCUGAGGAGGUAGACUGGUUGACAACUUUCACUCUCCGGGUAUUCCGCGAUGUAUUUCACAAGACCUAUGACAAAGAACCCGAGAAGAUGGCAUACUGGUUGGCACCGGCAAAGGCGCAAAGCUCAUACAAUCCCACAAGGGAUCCAAGACAGACAAUGGAAUGGAAAAGCCUCUUAUUCGUGAGCGCUAACGACGGUAUAGCCUUCUCCAAAGAUGCAGCCCCAGAGAGCAUGGUUGACCGCUUCGUGUUUGAUGCCUGGGAUGGGAGAUGCCGGUAUUUCACCGUGGCUGUCGAGGAGACGCUACGUCCCUCAAGCCCGCCACCCCCUUUCGUGCCCCGGCGCAGACACAUGAGUGAUAUCAUGAAUUAUUGCCUCAGUCUCUCGAAAAACUCUAGGGCUAAGUUUUUGGCGGGCUGUAGCUGGGAUCAACCUGUCUUGCGAGCGGAACUAGUGCGCCUGCGCAGAAAUCUUCUUGACAAGAUGACAGACACUGAACGAGAUGUUGAAACGAAAUGCUUUAUAUGUGUGGAGCCCUUGAAAGUAUCUGCUAUCCCUGCAUCCACUGCUUUUUCUUGCCUUGCCUUCCCGGCUAUUAUCUCCCGGCUAGAUGCAUACCUUAUCUGUCUUCAAGGGUGCGAGGCAUUGGAUCUAGUCGUCUACCCAGAGCUUGCCCUGGAAGCAUUCACGAAAGACUCUGAUAAUACAGAAGACCACCGUGCUCAACAGAUUCAUAUCCAGCGAGGAAUGGGGAAAAACUACGAGCGUCUGGAGUUUCUAGGCGACUGCUUUCUGAAGAUGGCUACCUCAAUUUCUCUCUUCACACAAAAUCCUGAUGACGAUGAGUUUGACUACCACGUAAACCGGAUGUGCCUCAUCUGCAACAAGAACCUUUUCAACACAGCCGUUAAGAAAGAGCUUUACAGAUACAUUCGCAGUCGAGGGUUUUCGAGACAUACGUGGUAUCCGGAUGGCUUAAGCCUAUUGCAAGGCAAAGACCAUAGCAAAAAGGUGUCUACAGAAGCCAAACAUGCUCUUGCGGAGAAAACAAUCGCGGAUGUUUGCGAAGCUUUGAUAGGGGCAUCUCUGCUUUCUGGUGGUCCUGACCAUCGGUUCGACAUGGCCGUCAAAGCAGUGACAGCUUUGGUAGGAAGCUCAAACCACAAUGCCUCGUGCUGGAGGGAUUACAUAUCUCUUUAUUCGAUACCAAAGUACCAGAGCCAGGCGCCGGAUGGAUCUGAGCUUGACCUUUGUAAAAAGGUCGAAGAGAAGUUAAGCUACCACUUCAACUAUCCGAGGCUCCUGGGAUCGGCUUUCACCCAUCCUUCAUAUCCGUCCGCAUGGGCCCAAGUGCCCUGCUAUCAGCGCCUGGAAUUUCUCGGAGAUUCACUGCUCGACAUGGUUUGUGUAGAGGAUUUGUUCUAUAGAUUUCCGGAUCGAGACCCCCAAUGGCUCACAGAACACAAAAUGGCCAUGGUAUCCAACAAGUUCCUUGGUGCUUUAUCAGUGAAACUAGGGCUCCACACGCACCUGAAGUACUUCAGUGGCCCGUUGCAAUCCCAGAUCACUCACUACGCCGAGGAGAUCCAAACUGCGGAGGGUGAGAGCGAGGGCGCGGUGGAUUAUUGGACUGUAACCAAAGACCCCCCUAAGUGCUUACCCGACAUGGUUGAAGCAUAUCUCGGAGCGAUCUUUGUCGACUCAAACUUCAACUUCGAGGUGGUUGAGAAAUUCUUCAAGGGCCAUAUCAGACCAUUUUUCAAGGACAUGGCGAUUUAUGACACGUUCGCGAACAAGCAUCCAACGACUUUCCUGCAUAACCGCUUGACGAAUGAUUACGGCUGCAUGAACUAUUGUCUGAAAGCUGGUGAGAUGCCUGCCAUCGAUGGAGCCCCAGCCGGAGUCCUAGCCGCCGUGAUUGUGCAUGAUGCUGUCAUUGCCGAAGGCACGGCAUCAUCUGGCCGCUAUGCCAAAGUCAAGGCAAGUGAAAACGCUUUGGCCGUGCUGGAAGACAUUACACCAGCGGAAUUCCGGAAGCAAUACCACUGUGACUGUCGAGAGUCGGACGGCUCCGCCAGCCUUGAUAUGGGAACCGCAAUCUGAAGCUACCAAGGCCGGAGCUGGCAUAUGCGGUGAAGCAGCCCGUGCCAUCGACCGACUAUUGAUGAAUGCAAUGCAGGGUGCACGUGGACCUGGAAGUACUUUAACCUAUCUAGCAUGUAGAGAGCAGCCCAAACAAUCGGAUGGUUCUCUGGAGAGCUGCACUUUUCCUGUGGUGUAAUGAGUUAGUUAGUAGAUUGGUAUUCAAAUUGGU
Molecule: messenger RNA, 4789 nt
Organism: Aspergillus sclerotioniger CBS 115572
Lineage: Eukaryota; Fungi; Ascomycota; Eurotiomycetes; Eurotiales; Aspergillaceae
Product: putative RNA helicase/RNAse III
Exons: 16
Coding region: 1-4578 (1525 amino acids)
Biological process (GO): siRNA processing
Cellular component (GO): RISC complex; cytoplasm; nucleus
Molecular function (GO): DNA binding; ribonuclease III activity; ATP binding
Source: RefSeq, a predicted model, not a curated record